Messenger RNA from Saccostrea cuccullata (small rock oyster), 993 nucleotides. RefSeq lists its product as uncharacterized. The transcript has a single exon. Bases 1 to 993 code for a protein of 330 amino acids. NCBI's taxonomy places the organism in Eukaryota, Metazoa, Mollusca, Bivalvia, Ostreida, Ostreidae. Gene Ontology annotation, molecular function: nucleic acid binding; zinc ion binding. The record is from RefSeq and is a predicted model, not a curated record.
AUGCUUGCCAAUAUUCCUGUUGUUGGUAAAAUCCACAGUGGAUUAAACCAGAGCAAGGGUAUCCUUUUCGACAGGGAUCACGACCUGGAUGACAUUCCUGAGCAGGAAAUCCAAUCUGAGUUGGAGUCCCAGGGAGUGGUCUCUGUGAAAAGGUUUACCAAAAAGCGAAACGAUAAUAUAGAACCAACAAAUACCUACCUUCUGACCUUUGGCAUACCAAUAUUACCGACAAGUAUUAAAGUUGGGCUUUACAAUAUGAAAGUUGAAAUGUUCGUUCCAAACCCUCUGCGUUGUUUUGAAUGUCAGAGAUUUGGACACGGACAAUCCAAUUGUAAAAGUUCUGAAACAUGCUUCAGGUGUGGUGAGGAGGGGCAUGAUGGUAAAGGUUGCCAUAACGACCCCAAAUGCAAAAACUGCAAGGGCGGGCAUAUGGCUUCCUCCAAACAAUGCCCUAUGUGGAAAAAAGAGAAAGAAAUACAAAGGGUCAAAGCUGAAAAAAGGAUACCUUAUCCAGAAGCCAAAAAGUUGGUAAACAUAUAUAGUAGUCCAAAACCAAAUUUAACUUUUGCAACUAAUGUUAAAUCGUUCUCUUUGAAGGACAUGUCUACACAAGUCUCUGAGAAAGAUUUUCUUCAGCAGACUUCAUUCUGUCCAACACUUUCAUCACCUGACAAAGGUAAACACACUUCAGUGCCUGCUUCUACAGGUCCUGCAGUUACGGCUGCACUAAAAACCGUACCCCCAUCACAACCAGCAUCUACAAACAAAUCAACAUCAUCGGGGAGAAAAAACAGAUCUCCCUCAAAAAACACUUCCAAAAACACCCCAAAACAGUUGAGUGAUAGGUUACCCAAAGGGUCUGUCACUCUCCACAAUAAAUUUGGGGUUUUCGAGGAGAUGGACAUCACUCCAUGUCAUUCUUCCUCACGAGUCCGGAGUGUAUCACCCCCAAAAAAUAAAGGGAGGAUAUCCCCUAUUUCUCAUAUCAAAUAA